Messenger RNA from Penicillium subrubescens, 1308 nucleotides. RefSeq lists its product as uncharacterized. The transcript is spliced from 4 exons. The record is from RefSeq and is a predicted model, not a curated record. Bases 1 to 1308 code for a protein of 435 amino acids. Gene Ontology annotation, biological process: carbohydrate metabolic process; chitin catabolic process. Gene Ontology annotation, cellular component: extracellular region. Lineage: Eukaryota; Fungi; Ascomycota; Eurotiomycetes; Eurotiales; Aspergillaceae. Gene Ontology annotation, molecular function: chitinase activity; chitin binding.
AUGUUGAUGAAUAUUGCUCUCGGCCUAUUGGCCGCUCAGGGCGCCGCUGCGGCGCGGUUCGCCAUGUAUAUUGAUGAAUAUCAUACUACCGAUCUCCCCGGGAGCGAUCAAACAGCCCAGGUUGAUCACGCGAUCAUGGCAUUUGCCCCGACAAAGCUGUUCAACUCUGACUCCCCACCCUCGUUCACGCCAUUCGAGCCUGUGGACACCAUGCGCAAGCGUUUCGGUCCUGACACUAAGGUCAUGAUUGCCAUUGGUGGCUGGGGUGACACAGCCGGUUUCUCUGACGGAGCCAAGGAUGACACCAGCCGCAAGCGCUUCGCAGAGAACGUGGCUGCGAUGCUUGAUGCCAACAACUUUGAUGGUGUUGACAUCGACUGGGAGUACCCCGGCGGUAACGGCCAGGACUACAAGCAAGUCCCCAACUCCGCCAAGGUCGACGAGAUCGAGACCUACCCCAAGUUCCUCGCAGCCGUCCGCGAGGCCAUCGGUAACAAGACCCUCUCCAUCGCCGUUCCCGGCCGUAGAGGUGACAUGAUCGCCUUUACCAAGGAGCAAGGUCCUGAGAUCUUCAAGUCUGUCGACAUGGUGAAUGUCAUGACCUACGAUCUGAUGAACCGCCGUGACAACGUCACCGCCCACCAUACUAGUGUUGAGGGAUCUCUUGACACCGUCCAGGCAUACCUUGAUUUGGGUCUCGAGCCUGAGAAGGUCAACCUUGGCUUUGCUUAUUAUGCGAAGUGGUUCACCACCGACCCUGACUCUGAUUGUAAGGAGCAUCCUCUUGGUUGCAAGGUUGUUAAGCUUGAGAAUGAUGAUGGCAGUGACAAUGGCAAGUCUGGUGCUUUCACUUUUGAGAAGGGUGUUAUGGAUCCUCCUCCCGCCGACCUCAAGACUUCGUAUAAUGGCAAGUGUGGAUAUUCCGAGGGUACUAAGUGCCCUGAUGGAACUUGCUGCAGCGCCUAUGGAAACUGCGGAACUGGCGACGAUUUCUGCCAGGCUGGUUGUCUCUCCGACUACGGGACUUGCAAGGGCAUCUCCAUCACCGACUCCUGGCGCCGCGCUUCCAAAGACGGCCAGACUGAUGACCAACAAGGUGGCCAGUACUACUGGGACGAGGAGACCAACCUCUUCUGGUCUUGGGACACUCCCGACCUCAUCACUCGCAAGUUCUCGGAUAUCGUGCAGGCUAAGAACCUGGGUGGUGUUAUGGCGUGGUCCUUGGGCGAGGAUACCUACCAAUUUGCCCAUCUAGAGGCGAUGCAGAAUGGUGUUAGGCAGACUACCCAGCAGAAUGCUGGUGAGUAG